Fusarium redolens is the source of this 496-nucleotide messenger RNA. RefSeq lists its product as uncharacterized. Bases 50 to 454 code for a protein of 134 amino acids. NCBI's taxonomy places the organism in Eukaryota, Fungi, Ascomycota, Sordariomycetes, Hypocreales, Nectriaceae. The transcript has a single exon. The record is from RefSeq and is a predicted model, not a curated record.
CUCAAUCAACAAACGUGUUGGAACAGUACUUUGACUAUUAUUUAGCAUCAUGUGGACAUUACACUCCGCCAAAGCGAAAGCUGGCGAUGAUCUGAUGAUCAUCGCACAAUUAGCGAAUUCCAUCGCAAGCCGAAAACCCGACGAUGAAGAUGCGCAGCGACGGGCCCAAGUAGCAACGGCAUUCAUCGAGAAUAUGGGCAUCACACUUCAAGCCCCGACAGCUGGCAGUAAAAUUAUCGCCGAGUCUCUGCCUCGUAAAUCCCAACACUCCGUCAAGUUACCAAUUGAGCUUUACCGAUACCUUUCCUCACAAAUCGAGACACCAGACAUUGCUUGCGCUCUCAUGCUCAUGCAAAACCCUCAACGAAUUUUCCGAGGAACUUAUCUACAAGCACCCCCGAGGCUUUCAGUACUACCAAAACCAGUGGAAAUCCUUGUUCAGCCUCAGGAUUAGGUCUAUUCGUGCAAGUCAUGUGCUGACGCUGGUAUUUCAGUG